AUGUCUUUAACUGCAAAAUCUCCUGUAUCCAAUAAAUCUUCUAAAAAGGAACCUACAUUAUCUGAUGUGAUUAAAAUACUAAAAUCUCAAGAAUCUAAAUUGGUUACGAUUUCUACUAAAUUAUCAAUGCACGAGAACAAAACCGAUUCAAUUAUGGUAAAAUUAGAUGAGCUUACCUUAGAUAUAUCAAAUUUAAGAAAAGAAAAUAAUGAACUCAAAUCUCAGAUUGACACUUUACAAUUACGUAUUAAUUCAUUAGAAACAUCAAUGUGCAACAAUGGUACGAAUCCAGAUAUGAAAUUUCUAGUUCAUGAAGUACAAGAACGUAUAACAAAAUCAAAAAACAUUCUUAUUUUCAACGCUGCAGAAGAACCUAAUAACAGUGAGUUAUCUCCGGCAAAAUUAACUGAAAUCAUUUUUAAAAAAAUUGAUUUAAAUAUACCGAUUGUUCAUGCCAUUCGUUUGGGUAAAAAUUCAGAAAAACCUCGUCCUAUUAUGGUUAAACUUGGAAGUAAAUCAGAGGUGUUAUCAGUUUUAAAAGCCAAACGGAAACUACGUGAAAUCGACUCGCUUAAACAUAUAUUUACUGGUUACUAUCAAAAUGUGAGAAGUCUUAAUAACAAGCUAAAAUUUUUAACCUGUAAUGUUCCAUAUAAUAACUAUGAUUUUAUAAUUUUUACCGAAACCUGGCUGAAUGCUGAGGUGUUAGAUUCAGAAUUGGAUAUCUUUAAUUACAAUAUUUUUCGAUGUGACAGAAGUGGUUUGACGAGUAAAUGUGAUCGUGGUGGUGGAGUAUUGAUUGGCAUACAUAGAAAAUAUAUUAGUGAACUGAUUACAACUCCCUACAAUUCAGUAGAACAAGUUUUCGUAUCUAUUAAAAAUAAUAACAAGAUAAAAUUGAUUAUCGGCACUUGUUAUAUUCCAGAGGUCAGUCCGUUAUCGGUGUAUGAAACUCACGUGAAUACAGUUAACUGGCUUUAUGAAAACUUCGGAGAUAAUGUAGAUUUAAUUAUCUGUGGAGACUAUAAUUUUAGAGGUACUACAUUUUCAUAUGACAAUACUGGUUUAAUUGUGAAUGGCCGCAUGCCUACAGCAGUCAAUGUAGUUUUUGAUGCAUUUUCAAUUUUCAAUAUGUCACAGUUUAACUCCUUAUGUAAUCCCUAUGGUAAUACACUAGACCUAGUUUUCUCUAAUUUAGAUUUAUUAAGUGUUGACUUAUGCACUAGCCCUUUAGUUCCUAUUGAUAAACCUCACCCUCCACUUCUUAUAAAUUUUGAAUUUAAAGAUACAAAAAAUCAAUCGGAGUUACCAUUAAUAAAGAAAAAUUUUAUUAAAGCAGAUUUUGUAGGUAUUUCGAUGGCCUUGAAUAAUAUUAAUUGGGAUGAUGUAUUUUCUAAUGGUAAUGUUGAUACAUAUGUAGAAGAUUUUUAUAAUAUCGUUAAUACUAUUUUAGAAAAAAAACGUUUUGCUCACAAGCAAUAUAAAAUAAGCCCCAACUCUUCGAAUUAUUCACAUUUCUCUGAACUUCGGGCUAAAUGUAAAUAUUUUUCAAAACAAUGCCAUGAACAGUACUUAAAUAACAUACAGAAUAAUUUAAUUACUAAUCCUAAAAAAUUUUGGAGCUUUAUUGAAGAGCGCAGUAAAAUUAAUUUUAUUCCAUCUCCUAUGUCAUAUGAAAACUCUAGUUAUGAUAAUAACCAAGCUAUUUCUAAUGCAUUUGCAAAUUAUUUUUCAUCAGUAUAUGCUAGUUCUCUAUCUGAUAGUACCUAUGAUACUACUAAUGUUUUAACUGAAUCUUUAAUAAAUACCUCAUCUUUGUAUAUACCCCUAUCCGAAAUUUUUGAAGGUCUUUCAAAUAUGGGUGAAGACUGCACUUCUGGACCAGAUAAAUUACCCCCAAUUGUUUUAUCUAAAUGUUGUUACGCCCUAGCUCGUCCAAUCCACAUUUUAUUUAAUAUGUCUCUUUCUAAUGGUAUUUUUCCUCAACUAUGGAAAUCUAGUUUUGUAAUCCCAAUCUUCAAAUCUGGUAAUCGUAAUUUAAUACAAAAUUAUCGUCCAAUUUCAAAAUUAAGCUCGAUACCGAAACUUUUUGAAAAAUUAAUUGAACCUAAAUUGUCUUAUAUGUUUAACAGUGUUAUAAUUGAUGAACAACAUGGCUUUCGUACCAAAAAAUCAACUUGUACUAAUUUGUUAGUGUAUGUUACAAAUCUAUAUGAUAUUAUUGAAAAAAAAGGACAAGUUGACACCAUAUAUACUGACCUAAGUAAAGCCUUUGAUUCAGUUGAUCACAAGUUAUUAUUAAUUAAACUUAAUGCCCUGGGUAUUGACAAACCACUACUAACAUGGUUUGGCUCUUUUUUAACGGGUAGAACUCAACAAAUUAAAAUUUUAAACCAAGUAUCAUCUACUUUUAGUGUCUCAUCUGGUGUACCACAAGGUGGACAUUUAUCUCCCUUAUUAUUUUUGUUAUUCAUAAAUGAUCUGAAAAGUGUGUUCCAUUUCUGUAAGUAUUCUCUUUUUGCCGAUGAUCUAAAAAUGUAUAUGGUAGUUAACUCGUUAGAAGAUUGUCGUAAGUUGCAAAAUGAUAUUAACCGUUUCAAUAAAUGGUGUAAAGAUAACCAUUUAUCAAUAAACAUUAAUAAAUGUGCUCAAAUAUCCUUCACUAGAAGUAAAAACCCUGUUAUAUACAAUUACUCUAUUGAUGAUCAAGACCUUAACAUAGUUUCUUCCAUUAAAGAUUUGGGUAUAAUUUUGUCUGCCGAUCUCUCUUUCUCUGAACAUAUUUCAUUUAUAUACGGCAAAGCAAUGCGCAUGUUAGGAUUUAUCAGACGUCAAUGCUACGAUUUUAAAAACAUUGAUUGUCUAAAAACAUUAUACUGCACCAUGGUACGUCCGAUUUUGGAAUAUGGGACAAUAAUUUGGAAUUCCUAUCAGCUUAAUCAAAUCAACCGUCUAAAUAAUGUACAAUCAUAUUUCUUGAGAUAUUUAUCUUACAAAUUUUUAAUGAAUUGUUCUACAAAGGAAAUUGCAAUGAGGCUAGGUCUGCAUUCACUCUCCUCCAGGCGUAAAUUUAAUGAUGCGUCUUUUAUUCACAAAAUUCUAAAUAAUAAUAUUAAUUGUCCCGAAAUGCUCAAAAAAAUUAGUUUAUCAAUUCCAACUUGUAAUACAAGAUCAAAAACUGUUUUUUAUGAGUCAUUCCACUGUCAGUCAUAUAGUUUUAAUCAACCUAAAAGUCGUAUGAUCCGUGUUUGCAACAGCCUCGAUAGCUUCGACUUCAACUUUGAUUCUGAGUCUAAACUUCGUCAUUUGUGUUUGGGUUUUGAUACAUAA
This is a messenger RNA of Daktulosphaira vitifoliae (grape phylloxera), 3330 nucleotides long. RefSeq lists its product as uncharacterized. The record is from RefSeq and is a predicted model, not a curated record. The transcript has 3 exons. Lineage: Eukaryota; Metazoa; Arthropoda; Insecta; Hemiptera; Phylloxeridae. Bases 1 to 3330 code for a protein of 1109 amino acids.